ACCUGCUCGGUGGAUUAGUCAUCAGCAGCUUAGAGCUUAUAAUGACUGUGGUAAUUCUUCAUUUCAAACACUCGGAGGUCAAAGAUGUAAACAUGUCUAGAAGAAUGCAAGCCUUUGCAAACGGACUUGCAUCCAUAACCUUCAAUAGGAAAAGAGGAUGUACAAGACAACCAAAGGUCCAUACAACAGAUUCGGACAUCAAGCCGACACUUGUGUUAGAAGAAUUUGGACAGGAGAAAGUCACUGAUAUUGAUGAAGAGGAAAUUGAAAAAGACUGUCACUAUACAUAUGAAGACAUUUCUACAAUGAUUGAAAAGUUGUCCUUGUUUAUUUUCACCUUAAUUACAUUUGUGUUCACUCUUACAGUGUCAAUGAUGAUCUUAUAUUGAUUUCUUCUGACCCUGACCCUCAGGCCUGACUUGACUUGUUAUAUAUGAUAGAUAACAAUCUUGAAAUGUAUCUACAUUAAUUGUUAUAUUACUGAGAGGAAUCUUCUGUUCUUUGUAAAAUGUUGUUAUCGUUAUUGUGUUACAUUUAUUAGAAUUUGAUAUUAAGUAAAAGAAACAAUGACACUUGG
Molecule: messenger RNA, 577 nt
Organism: Ruditapes philippinarum (Manila clam)
Lineage: Eukaryota; Metazoa; Mollusca; Bivalvia; Venerida; Veneridae
Exons: 2
Coding region: 42-389 (115 amino acids)
Source: RefSeq, a predicted model, not a curated record